This is a messenger RNA of Ceratotherium simum simum (southern white rhinoceros), 1746 nucleotides long. NCBI's taxonomy places the organism in Eukaryota, Metazoa, Chordata, Mammalia, Perissodactyla, Rhinocerotidae. The record is from RefSeq and is a predicted model, not a curated record.
GGCUGCCACUGCGGCAGCGCCGGUCGCCUUCCUCGGAUCGUCAGCGUACAGGUGAGGACAGGGGACCCCGCGCCCGAGCCGCCGAGGAGGGAGCGGGCAGCUUCGGGCCAUAGACACACUGUUGUUCUGUUUCUCUCCCUGCAGCUGGGAGGAAGGAUGUUCACUGUGCUGACCCGCCAACCUUGUGAGCAAGCAGGCCUCAAGGCCUUCUCCCGAACUCCAGCCAUCAUCGCCUUGGUGUUCUUGCUUUUGAGUGUUGUGGUGCUUGUGGCUAUCACGCUCAUCCAGAUUCACCAGAAGGAGGUCCUCCUUCCAGGACUGAAGUAUGGAAUCGUGCUCGAUGCUGGGUCUUCCAGAACCACAAUCUAUGUGUAUGAGUGGCCAGCGGAGAAGGAGAAUAACACUGGAGUGGUCAGUCAAACCUUCAAAUGUAAUGUGAAAGGCCCUGGAAUCUCCAGCUAUGGCAAAAACCCCCAAGAUGCCCCCAGAGCCUUUGAAGAUUGCAUGCAAAAAGUCAAGGAGCAGAUUCCAGCCCAGCUCCGUGGAUCUACCCGCAUCUACCUAGGGGCCACCGCUGGGAUGCGCUUGCUGAGGUUGCAAAAUGAAACAGCAGCUAAUGAAGUCCUUGCAAGCAUCCAACACUACUUCAAGUCCCAGCCCUUUGACUUUAGGGAUGCUCAAAUCAUUUCUGGGCAAGAGGAAGGGAUAUAUGGAUGGAUUACAGCCAACUAUUUAAUGGGAAAUUUCCUGGAGAAGAACCUGUGGCAUAUGUGGGUGCAUCCGAAUGGAGUGGAAACGACAGGUGCCCUGGAUUUAGGUGGUGCCUCCACCCAAAUAUCCUUUGCCACUGGAGAGAAGGUGGGGCUGAACACCAGUGACAUCAUGAAGGUGUCCCUGUACGGCUAUGUGUACACGCUCUACACACACAGCUUCCAGUGCUACGGCCGGAACGAGGCUGAGAAGAGAUUUCUGGCCACCCUCCUUCAGAAUUCUACCACCAAAACCAGUCUCACCAACCCCUGUUACCCUCGGAAUUACAUCACCAACUUCACUGGGGACCGCAUAUUUGACAGCUUGUGCACAGAAGGCCUGAGGCCUGGAAGUUACGAGCCCAGUGCCAUCAUCACUUUUGAAGGAACCGGGGACCCAUCCCUGUGUAGGGAAAAGGUGGCUUCCCUAUUUAACUUCAGCGCUUGCCAUGACCAAGAAGACUGUUCCUUUGUUGGGGUUUAUCAGCCAAAAGUUAAAGGGUCAUUUGUGGCUUUUGCAGGAUUCUACUACACAGCCAGUGCUAUGAAUCUUUCAGGUAGCUUUUCCCUGAACUCCUUCAACUCAAGCACCUGGAAUUUCUGCUCACAGAGUUGGAAUCAGCUCCCGUUGCUGCUGCCCAGGUUUGAUGAGGUGUACGCCCGCUCCUACUGCUUCUCAGCCCACUAUAUCUAUCACUUGCUGGUAAAUGGAUACAAAUUCACCGAGGAGACUUGGCCCCAAAUACAUUUUAAAAAAGAAGUAGGGAAUAGCAGCAUAGCCUGGUCUCUCGGCUACAUGCUCAGCCUGACCAACCACAUCCCAGCCGAAAGCCCCCUGAUCCGCCUGCCCGUGAAGCCAUCUGCCUUUCUGUGCACUGUCUCCUUCUUCUCAGUAGUGACCUUGCUGUGUCUGGCGUUUUUUGUGUACCUGUGUGCAUCAUCCAGGAAUCAGAGGCGUGCCCAGCAUACCUUCAGUCAUGCGGUGGAUUCUGCGUGA